CAAAUGUGUAACCCUAAAAGUUGGCUAAAAGUUCUAAAACUAUUCAUCCGAUGAAGUUCUUCUGGUCUCUCUUCUCCUCUCGCGCCCAGACAUCUUCUACCGUAACUCAACUACUCAAGUAGCGAUGGCGUGAUACUCACAGUAGAAGAGGGCGUCCAAGUAGCUUGUCUAUCUCGAGCUUCUCCCCCAUUACAACCCGCUUCAAUUAGACUAGGUAUUCGUUUCAUCAAGCAUGUCUACAUAAGAUGCAUCCAUUCAACUAAAUCCACACACCCCAAGCAGUGUAGUUGUUGAAAGUAAUGAGCUACAAGAACAAAGUGAUCAAGUUGAAAGAAUAGAACCAACUGUAGCUAGCCAUAGAACUUCACAAAAUGCUGAAGAAGAGGAGUUUCAAAUAAAGAAAAGGAAAAAGACUUCUCAUGUAUGCGAUGAUUUUGAAGUUGUCAUGGUAAAAGGGGUUAACAAAGCGAUGUGUACUCAUUGUUCACGCCAUUUUGCAUUGAUUAAAAUGGGUACCACAACUAGCUACAAGAGGCACCUGAAGAAUUGCGUGCAGAGAAAAUUGAAACUCAAGGUUGUUAUUAUGGAUAAAUGAAAUCAUGGACAUGCAACAACAGCAGCAACUUGUUGUUUAGCAGACUCAUAGCUCUGGUCUUUUGGAAUGUCAAGACCCUUGAACACCGGGCUGUCAACUCCAAGUACCAAGCAUUUCAGCCGUUAUUGACAUACAUAACUGACCCCAUUAUGGCUGAAGCCAACGGUGAUGCCAGAAAAGACCAUGUACACCCGUUGCAGACUGCUCUCAAAGAUAUUUAGAGCUGGAACCCAUGUACCAACAAGAAUUUCAGCACCUGCAGAUGCAAAAGAUUUUGUUAUUUCCCAUCCGUAGCCAUUAUCAUCAGCUACAUAAGCAAUAUAUUAUUAAAUCUACUUCCCUAUCUUUACAGCCAACUAACUUAUUUCACUUAUGGCUUUUUGUGUACAAACUGGAGAAACAAACCAAAUUGACUUUUUCACCGUGCGAUGGAGCUGCGCCAUCACUUCCUCCUUUACAUCCUGGAAAGUUCGACAUGGCACAAAUGAGGGAAUCAGCGGCACAUUGGACAAUGAUGCAUGAGCAUCCUUUUAGCAUUGUAGAAGAAGGAUUUAACCGCAUGAUGAAACGAGGAAUGCCCGAAUGGAAAAGAAUCGGUAGAAACAACCAUAAGACAGAUUGCAUGAAGGUUUAUGAGCUUGAGAAGAAGAAGUUAAAAAAGAAUCUGGAAGGAAUUAGUAAGAUAAGCUUGACAACAGAUUGUUGGAAAUCAAAAACUCAAAAGAUUGAGUAUAUGGUUGUCACUGGACAUUGGAUUGAUUCUUCUUGAAAAUUACAAAAGAGAGUCUUGAGCUUCAUCAACAUUCCACCGCCAAGGGGAGGUCUUCAAAUUUCUGAUUCUUUAUUCAAGUGGAUGAAAGAGUGGGGAAUCGAGAACAAAGUUUUUACUGUCACGGUUUAUAAUGCUACAAGUAACGAUUCUGCAAUUUGUUAUAUGAAGAAUACAAUCCAAAUGUCAAGAAAGUUGGUUUGCGAUGGAAUCUUAUUCCAUGUUCGCUGUUGUGCUCACAUUUUAAACUUGUGUGUUCAAGAUGGGCUAGAUGAGAUUCGUCAUAUUAUUAGUGAAGUCAAAGACAGUGUUGAAUAUAUUAAUCGCUCAGAGGCAAGGAGGAUUCAAUUUGCUAAUUGUGUGCACCAAUUGCAAAUUUGCAAUUGAAAGAUAGGAAGUUGAUUUAUGAUAGCAAAACUAGAUGGAACUCAACUUUUGAAAUGCUAAGUUGUGCGCUCAAGUUUAAAGACGCUUUUAGGAUGCUAAGUGAUCGUGAUUCGAGGUAUACUAGCUGUCCUCUUGAAGAGGACUGGGAAAAGGUUCAAAAAAUUAGUUCGGUGUUGGAGGUAUUUUAGACAGCGACACAUAUAGUUUCAGGCAGUGAUUAUCCUACUUCGAAUUUGUUCUUGAAAGAAGUCCAAAAAAUCAAAUCAUCUUUGGAUGCCAAUUCAAGUCACAAGGAUUCUUUCAUUUGGGAGUUAGUUUGCAAAAUGAAACUAAAGUUUGAUAAAUAUUGGGGCGAGUGCAACUUAUUGAUGGCCAUAGCUGUGGUGUUAGACCCCACAAAGAAAUUGCUUGCAAUCGAGUUUUGUUUUCCUAAAAUGUUUUCGUCGGAGGAAGCUGGACAAAAUAUUUCAAAAGUGAAGAAGACUUUGACUUCUCUUUAUGAAGAGUAUGUUGCUGAUUCGGUGAACAAAGGGAAUACUUCUUCAAUAUAUUCUGAAAGAUGUGGUUCUUCAAGCAAUCUUCAGACUACUAAAAGUUCUGCCCAUGUUUGGGAUGACGAACUUGAAUCAUUUUGUGCAGAAGUCGAGACUGUAGAGCCUAUAAGAUCUGAACUUGUAGAUUACCUAGAUAAGAGUCGCCUCAAGAAGAGUGAAAUUUCUGAAGACUUUUCUUGUUUGGACUGGUGGUGUAUGAACCGGAUACAGUAUCCAAUACUCGCACAAAUGGUUACAGAUAUUUUUUCCAUUCCAGUUACAAGUGUGGCUUCCGAAGCCACUUUUAGUGCAGGUACAAGAGUUAUUGAUUCUUAUCGUGCAUCAUUGUUACCUAAAACGGUUCAAGCUCUCCUUUGUGGAGGAGAUUGGCUUCGACGUAUGUAUGGGAUAAUGAAAAAGAAAACUAGCAAGGGUAACUUUUCUCUGGCAAGGGUGUUUGCUGUUAAUACAAUCCGGAUGACAAAAUACAUGGAACUUGGAGUUGAAAAGCACGUUUGAAUGCCCAAAGCUUUUCUUUACUCAAUUUCCUUUUUUGCUCAAAGAACUAUAACUAGUGGUUAUUAUUUUUUGUAUUGGAGUUUAGAACAACCGUUGUGAACUUGUGAUAUUAAACUAGUUAUGGUAUUUAAAACUCAUGUUUGGAUAUUUUAGUGUACAUCAUAUUUUUGUUUUAAUAUACAAAUUUGGUUAUUUUAUUUGGUUUUCGAGCAUAAGCUUGACUUUGCGAAUGUGAAAAUUCUAGCCUACCGAGCCCAACGAGCCGAGCUCAAACCAUAUGAAAUAUUGAUGAGCCAAACUCGAUCCCAUAUUAUUACACUAGUUCGAGCUCGAGCUCAAGUUCAAGUCAGUAUAAUUAUUUCGAGCUUGAGUUCGAGCAUACCCCAGAUCGGGCUCGGCUUGAAUACACCCCUAGUGACAAGUGGUUAACUGUGUUGCAGGUUCAGAGGGUCAGCAGUAACAUGAUGAGUAGCUCCAGAGUCUGGAUACCAAGUUUGAUUCUGUGGAGCAGGUCCUAGAAUGGAAGGAGUAGCACUAGCUCAAGAUGCAAUAGGAGAUGAAGCAUAUGACUGUUGAGAAGCUGAAGGAUAAGGCUGUGAAGUUGAGGCAUUGUAGGAUUGUAUAUGAGGUGAGGUAUAUGGUUGUGGUUCCCAGUGAGGAAAAUGUGAAGUAGGAGGUGGAGUAUUGAAUUGGUUGGGAGGAAAUCUUGGUUCUUAAGGAGCUGGUGUAGGAUUAGAAGGCUGAUAGUUUGAAUAAGGAUUGUAUUGGUUAUUUGAAGAAAUAUUGUAAGAAGGAUUGUCUUGCUUUAGCGAGGAUAUGAGACUUAAAAUAUCUAUCGAUCUCACUCCACAGUUGAUGCGAGAAUCUACAGUGAAUGAAGCGAGCAUUGAAGGAUUCAGAGAGCGAGGCUAGCAACCACGAAAACAACAUCUGAUUUUGUUGCUCCCAGAUAGCAUACUCUUCAUUGACGUUUCCACUUGCUUCAUCAUUAUCAGAAUUGUACUGCUUCGGAAUCACUGGUCUUACAAUGAAUCGCAGUAGUUUAUGCGCUCGAACAACUGAUUCCACAUGAUGCUUCCAGAAGAGAAAAUUGUUCGCAUCAAGUUUGAUCAGAAGAGCAUGUGCGAAGGUUACGAUAGAACUGGAAUUGCUAGAAUUGACAGUAGAGUGUGAAGAAUCAUCAGAAAUUGCCAUGGAUCGAGCUAAAGCUCUGAUACCAUAAUAGAAAGUAAACAGAUAGAAAGAGAAAGAAGAAGCUGAAUGAUAUUAUCGUAGUUCUCUGACG
Messenger RNA from Cuscuta europaea, 4088 nucleotides. NCBI's taxonomy places the organism in Eukaryota, Viridiplantae, Streptophyta, Magnoliopsida, Solanales, Convolvulaceae. The record is from the annotation of a GenBank genome assembly.